Messenger RNA from Cladophialophora bantiana CBS 173.52, 603 nucleotides. RefSeq names its product mitochondrial import inner membrane translocase subunit tim16. The coding region runs from base 1 to 603 and encodes 200 amino acids. The record is from RefSeq and is a predicted model, not a curated record. The transcript has 2 exons. Lineage: Eukaryota; Fungi; Ascomycota; Eurotiomycetes; Chaetothyriales; Herpotrichiellaceae. Gene Ontology annotation, biological process: protein import into mitochondrial matrix. Gene Ontology annotation, cellular component: TIM23 mitochondrial import inner membrane translocase complex.
AUGCGAAACCGAAACGAGCCGACUCGCCGAGCACAUUUAGCCGAAGAUUCGCCGGACGGGAAUGGCGAUCAGCAAAAGAUUUCCUGCAGCUUCUGUCUCCCGAAGAAUCAAAGAACACACUCGGCCAUUGCCAACAUCCGCGCGGCUAUCAGCCACUUCGAUCUUGUUGCUUCGCUGACAGGAGCGCAUCGAAUCAUUGCCCAGAUUGUCCUGACCGGCGGGCGUGUCUUUGGCAGGGCAUUUGCAGAGGCAUACAAGCAGGCCCAGGCAUCGACGCAAUAUGCGAGGGCCGCUGCGAAAAGUGACCCGGGCGCCGUCAACACCGCUGCCGCCUCUGGCAUGACCCUCGACGAAGCCUGCAAAAUCCUCAACGUCAAGCCUCCCCAAGGUGGCGCCACCAAUAUGGAACAGGUCAUGGAGCGGUUUAAGAAGUUGUAUGAUCUGAACGAGCCAAAGAAAGGCGGUGGUGGAUCCUUCUACCUCCAGAGCAAGAUUCUUCGUGCCAGAGAACGGAUAGAGAUGGAAGCUCGCGCCGCCGAGCGGAAGGCCCAAAUGGAAAAAGAAAUCAAAGAAGGUUGGAGACCCAAGAUAUACAAAACUUGA